Molecule: messenger RNA, 747 nt
Organism: Suillus paluster
Lineage: Eukaryota; Fungi; Basidiomycota; Agaricomycetes; Boletales; Suillaceae
Exons: 5
Coding region: 1-747 (248 amino acids)
Source: RefSeq, a predicted model, not a curated record
AUGGUUUUGAAUAGUCCUCUUCAAGAGAACGCAUGGCUAUUUCCUGAGACAGCGCCUCACCUGAGUGAGAUUAGAAGGCAAAACUUAAGGGUCCAACUCGUGUACGAAUAUGAGAAACAUAAAGUGCAAGGAAACAGAAAUAACUUGUUCCUGUCCGGAACCUCAAGAGAGUCGGGAAGUGACGUUUCGUUCUCAGAGCCAAGGACAUCUGUGGAGCCGUCUUUUGGUGAUGCAGCAUUCUCAGCAACUAAGGACGAAUGCUCAUCCAUACCAUCGCGGAGGACUAUGUCACUUGCAUCGCUCGCCCGAUGGCCCAGGAGCUCUUUGGCCGACACAGUCGUGUGCAUGCCCGAUAAUCCUUUCGCUGAUGCCGCGCCUUCAGGGGACACACCUAGUUCUGCCACCCAACAAGAUCCGAUGCAAGAUAUCGUGAAGUACUCGCAUGUUGUCACUGCAGAACAUGAGCCCAAAGUUACUCGCGUGUCAGGUAUUACCGGAACAUGGCCAGAAAGAGCUGAGAUAGUGGAUCCAAGUCGAGGUUUUCCCGGGCCUGCUAUUCCUCGCGGGACAUUCUCACAGGCAAAAUCUUUCUUUCUAAAGUCAAGCGCCAGUGGGGGUGAUUUGCAAGGAAUUAUCUCGCGGCGGACACGAAGUCAAGAUAACCCUAUCAUGGUGAAAGACAAGGUUUCAAUAGAUUACCUUAACGUCGACGUACCUCGUACACGUAACGACCCAAGCAGUCGGUAG